Molecule: messenger RNA, 487 nt
Organism: Juglans regia (Persian walnut)
Lineage: Eukaryota; Viridiplantae; Streptophyta; Magnoliopsida; Fagales; Juglandaceae
Product: stem 28 kDa glycoprotein-like
Exons: 2
Source: RefSeq, a predicted model, not a curated record
AUCUCGUAGCAAAUAAUUAAUCAGAGGCAAAAUGUGGGCAGUACUCUUCUUUCUUGUUACAUUAAUGGUGGUGAUCUCCCAAGGGUCAGCACUGGGUCUGAACCACCAGAUUCACCUUCUCCAGCCAAAAUCUGGUUCUUGGGGUCUCCAUGUUCCGAAUAUUUCAUGUCUAAGUUGGCGACUUGGGGUGGAAACUCACAAUAUUAUUGGUUGGUCAACGGUUCCGAAAGAGUGCGAAGGCUAUGUGGGGCACUACAUGCUGGGCCAUCAGUACAGGACUGACUCGAAAGUGGUUGCUAACCAGGCUUUACUCUACGCUCAGAGCCUCAACCUCACCGGAGAUGGCAAAGAUGUUUGGAUCUUUGACGUAGACGAGACUUCGCUCUCUAAUCUACCUUAUUAUGCGGUAAAUGGAUUUGGGGCGGAGCCCUAUAAUUCUACGCUAUUCAACGCAUGGGUCCUGAAAGGCACACAACCGGCAUUGCCG